Ylistrum balloti is the source of this 1799-nucleotide messenger RNA. RefSeq names its product damage-control phosphatase ARMT1-like. The record is from RefSeq and is a predicted model, not a curated record. The transcript has 5 exons. Gene Ontology annotation, biological process: DNA damage response. Bases 20 to 1339 code for a protein of 439 amino acids. Gene Ontology annotation, molecular function: phosphatase activity. Lineage: Eukaryota; Metazoa; Mollusca; Bivalvia; Pectinida; Pectinidae. Gene Ontology annotation, cellular component: nucleus; cytoplasm.
GAAAGAAACAACCAAAGCGAUGAACAGGAUUACGGAGGCGUCUCCCCUUUCAGCGAAAGAUAAAACUUCUUUUGCAUACCUAACCAUAAAGGACAGGCUUCCUGUGAUCUUGUCCAAGAUUGCAGACAGUGUUUACAGGUUAAAGGGAAAAAUUAAAGAGUCACAUGGUGAGGAAGGGACAGAAGAUUUGAAAUCACUUGCUGGCUAUAUUGCAAAGCUACGGAAUGAAGUUCAAACUGACAAACCUGUAGUUCCGAUCCAAGAUGGCCGCACUGAUGUAUCAGUAUGGAAUGAUUACCUGACGGAAAUUAUUACAAACACAGGAACCCCUCCAAGAUGGUUUGAGUCACCAUGGCUGUAUGUAGAAUGCUAUAUGUAUCGCAGAGUUCAAGAGGCAGCAGAGCUAUGCAAAACAUUGAAGGAUUUUGAUGUGUUUCGUGAUCAGAAGGAGAAAUCGUUUUUUGAUUCUCAACAAGCCAUACUUGUGCUAAUGGAACACCUUCACAAUGUUGUAGCAGAAUUGAAAUCAGGACAACAAGUGGAUUUAAAACAUCUAUUUGAAAAUUUUCUCAAAGUAUCUUUGUGGGGGAACAAAUGUGACCUGUCCAUAUCUGCUGGUCAAGAUGUGGCACAGACAUCCUCACCUCUUGAUCAGCUACAAAUGUUUGAACCUAACAUCCUAGUAGACAACUCAGAAGCAGUGUUAACUUGCCUACAACGAAUCAAGGUCACUAAAGGUCAUCCUGCCUGUGUUGACAUCAUUCUGGAUAAUGCAGGGUUUGAAUUGAUGACAGAUCUUUGUUUUGCUGAAUUUCUCAUCGCUUCAAGUCUAGCAUCGAAGAUCUGCUUCCAUGUGAAAGCAAUGCCAUGGUUUGUUUCAGAUGUGACUACCUAUGAUUUCAAUUGGACAAUCAAUCAGCUAUGCGCCUCAAAUAAUACACACAUGUCCAAGUUUGCCAAUAUAUGGAAGCAAUACUUAGAGGAUAAAACCUGGCAAGUUAGUGUGGAUGACUUUUGGACUUUGUCUUUUCCGUUUAAUGAAAUGGAAACACGUUGUCCAGAUCUCCAUGCACGGCUGGCCAUAAGCGAUUUUUUAUUUCUCAAAGGGGAUUUAAACUACAGAAAGCUGGUAGGAGAUCUUGCCUGGCCAUUCACUACACCAUUCCAUGUGAGUCUGAGGGGUUUCCAGCCUGCUCCUCUGUGUACUCUAAGGACCCUAAAGUGUGACACAGUGACGGGGCUGAGGGACGGUCAGGCAGAUGAAGUCAAGGCCAAGGAUGAGAAGUGGAUGAUCAAUGGAAAUUGGGCUGUGAUCUCUUUCUCUGACAAACUGUCCUAGCAUGUAAAUUAUCUCAAGCCUUCCCUAUGUUAGGUCUUAAUCCUAUGUCAAAAAUGACUUUAGACAUUCAGAUUUUGCUGGUUUGACUAACCUGAUGUCUUUUGUCAUUCUGUAGACAUUUUCAAAUGAUAAAUUGAUAUGACUGAAUUGUGAUUGGGACAUCCAAAAUGUGAUAUCUUACAACCGAUACAUUGUGUUGCUCAAUGCACUGCAUGUACAGAGAUUUAUUUUAAACAUUACUGGUGUCUGCUAAUAAUUCCUUUCUUUGUUUAAAUAUAAUAAUUUUUUUUGCAUGUUUUUUUUGCUUUACUUGUAAGACUGCUUUCUAAAGCUAUGAAAAGUGUCUCCUCCAAAAGAAGUGAAUGGGAACGUUUUCAUGGUAAUGACUGGUACUGUCGGAGUCAACCUGACAUUCUUUAGCAAUAUCGGUGUUUUAUCAAGUUCUGAAUACAAAAGUAAA